CUCACCGGAGCUACACGUGGUCUGAGUCCAGAGUAAAAGCAGAGGAGAGAGCUCAGCUCAGCGAGAGGCUUCCAGAGCGACACCAUGUCUCUGUACCGCAACUCCGCCUGGUUCCUGAAGGGAAUGACCGAGUUCACCAGGAAUGCCUUCCUGUCAACCUCCAAGCGGUUUGUAGAGAAGGACCUGGAAGUGUCCGUGGCUGGACGCUCCUUCAUGAUAACUGGAGCCAACAGUGGCAUUGGGAAAGCCACCGCAAUGGCCAUCGCUAAGAAAGGUGGGACGAUCCACAUGGUGUGUAGGAACAAGGACAAGGCUGAGGAGGCGAGGGCUGAUAUUGUAAAGGAGACGGGAAACAAAGAGGUCUAUGUCCACAUCCUGGACCUGUCUGAGACCAAGAAGGUCUGGGAGUUUGCUGAGGCUUUCAAGAGAAAGUACAAGGCCCUAAAUGUGCUGAUCAAUAAUGCAGGCUCCAUCAUGAGUCAGAGGGAUAUGAAUGCUGAGGGCCUUGAGAAGAGCUUUGCUACCAAUGUCCUUGGGGUUUACAUCCUCACCAAGAGUCUCAUUCCUUUGCUGGAGAAGAGUGCAGAUCCCAGAGUGAUCACCGUGUCAUCAGGAGGAAUGUUGGUGCAGAAGCUCAGGACGGGAAACCUGCAGUCUGACAGAGGCCGCUACGAUGGCACUAUGGUCUACGCCCAGCACAAAAGGCAGCAGGUGGUGAUGACAGAGCAGCUGGCAAAGACUCAUACAAACAUCCACUUCUCCGUCAUGCAUCCUGGCUGGGUGGACACUCCAGCGGUGGCCAAUGCCAUGCCAGACUUCCAUCGCUCCAUGAAGGACAGUCUGCGAACCCCAGAGCAGGGGGCUGACACCGUGGUGUGGCUGGCUGUCUCUGAGGCUGCAACCACAAACCCAAGUGGAUGCUUCUAUCAGGACCGCAAGAUGGUGUCCACCCACCUGCCGCUGGCCUGGACCCACAGCUCCCCCCUGGAGGAGCAGAAGUUAAUGUCUCUGCUCGAGGACUUGGCCAAGACAUUCCAGCCACACUGAGACAGCAGGAAACUGGGAACCAGUAAACCACCUGCACUAACAAUAUAAGCUCAUACUGACCACAACUGGACUCCAGAAUGGAUCUGCUUCUGUUUUUCCAAAAGCAUUUGGAGUGUUAGAUGCAGUUUUGGUCACUGGCUUAAAUUGGGACAGAUGGAAACCCAACCAAGCAGACUAAACUCACCUUUAACUGAGGGAUUAGCAAGAUUUGUAAUGGUUUUCUUACUUGUUAGCUCAACUUUAUACGGACUACCACCUCUGUGGCUUAAACCUUUAUUAUGAGUGUUUGAUAGUGAUGCUGCCUUCAGUGAGAUUUCUGAGGAGGUUAUCUCGCUGAUAGAGAGAACACUGUCAUAAACCACACACACACACACACACACACACACACACACACAGACACCCAGUCUGUUACUGUGACUUUAUGAAAGUUGUCAAUCAGAUGGGAAUCUGAUAUGACCCAAGUCACUCACGCAUCCUCCUUUAUUAAUUCAUGAUAACAGCUAUGGGCUCAGUCUGAUGCUAUUGUCUGUAUAAUUUACAAUAGUGCAAAGUUGCUGUUGUGUCUUUAAGAGCAAUGUAAGUAACUCUUUUGUUAUGUUGUAGUGCAGCUACUGUAUUGUGCAGGUUGAGCUCAGGCUGGACAUCAAGUGUUCUCUAUGAGCAGUGUGCCUUAAAUACACCACACAGCAGCAUCACUUGACGUGUGCAAUAAAACCUAUGUAUUUAUUUGCGCAGCACGUUUAAAAAAGGCUUUAACCGUCUGUGACGUUGAUGUGAGCUCGUCCUGUAAAUGCAUGCUUGAAUAAAGAAAUUUACUAAUU
Messenger RNA from Lates calcarifer (barramundi perch), 1868 nucleotides. RefSeq names its product dehydrogenase/reductase 12-like a (gene dhrs12la). The record is from RefSeq and is a predicted model, not a curated record. Bases 85 to 1047 code for a protein of 320 amino acids. Lineage: Eukaryota; Metazoa; Chordata; Actinopteri; Centropomidae. The transcript is spliced from 10 exons.